UUGAAGCUGCUGAAGCUGACCUAUUGUCCGACUCGUCCAUCUCUCGGUCUCUCACUCUCUCGAAUUCCCUCUGCAAUGUCGGAGAAGUAUUUCCUCUCCGAUCCUUCCAAAACCCUAGCUAGUAUCUUGAAUUCUUGAUACCCUCAAACUCCCCCUAAUUGCCUUCACGCAACAUCUGAUAUACUUUCUCUUCCUUUCUCAUCUCAACAAUCGCUCUGUGAAAGAUAUUAGAAUGUCAGGUCUCUGUUGCUGAACAAAUCGAGCUUUGCAUUCCCGAAUCUGCGUUCAAUAUGUCCCGAGACAUGUCUGCAUUCGGAAUCCCGGCCAUAAACAGUUCAAGAACCACUCAGUCCGAAGGAAACGAGAACGAAUUCGAAAUUCCUGUCAAUUCGAUCCCCCUCCGCCCUCCAAGAACCCCUCUGAAUACCAUACCGGACCCCUCGCAAAACCCUAAAGAAACCCAAGAACAUGACCUGGGUUCUAGGGCUAAGCUUGACACUGGUCGGUUGAUUCGAUUACCAGAUAGAAAGACCGAGGCUUUUGAUCACUUGCCGCCGUUGAACAAGGGGAAUGGAAAUAUCAAUCCUGGUUCGAAUUGUGCAACCCCUAGAGGUGCUGCCCGUGGGAAAUCUCACUCGGAGCCGAAUUCAGCUCAGAGUACUCUAGCCAGGAGUGUUUCGAAGGUUUCUAAUGGUGGAGCGGCAUUAGGAGGUUCUACAAGCAAUCGAACUCUUCAGUAUAACGGACUAAAAGGAUGUAUUUCUUCUAGGGUUUCUCGUGGCAUCUCAAUUGUACCAUCCAUGCCGUUGAUGGAGGUUCCACAUUUUGAGCUUGUGGAAGAUCCUUCUUUCUGGAUGGAUCAUAAUGUGCAGGUUUUGAUACGGAUUCGACCUCUCAGUACUAGUGAGAGGACUUUGCAAGGGUAUGGUAGAUGCUUGAGGCAGGAGAGUGCGCAGACCUUAACAUGGCUUGGGCAUCCUGAAACAAGAUUUACCUUUGAUCACAUAGCAUGCGAGACGAUAUCACAGGAGAAGCUCUUCAAGGCCGCAGGCCUGCCCAUGGUGGAGAAUUGUAUGUCUGGGUAUAACAGCUGUAUGUUUGCAUAUGGUCAGACUGGCAGUGGCAAAACAUACACUAUGAUGGGUGAAAUAUAUGAGAUGGACAACAAGCUAAAUGAAGAUUGUGGAAUAACACCUCGAAUUUUUGAAUAUUUAUUCAUGAGAAUUAGAGCGGAGGAGGAGAGACGGAAGAAUGAAAAUUUGAAAUACAGUUGCAAGUGUUCCUUCCUAGAGAUCUAUAAUGAGCAGGUAACAGAUCUUUUGGAGCCUUCAUCAACCAAUCUUCAGCUCAGGGAAGAUAUGAAGAAAGGCGUGUAUGUUGAAAACCUCACAGAAUAUGAAGUGACAACUGUCAAUGAUGUAAUUAAACUUCUGUUAAAGGGUGCCACAAACAGAAAAAUGGCAGCAACUCAAAUGAAUAGUGAGAGCAGUAGGUCCCAUAGUGUCUUCACCUGUGUCAUCAAAAGCCGAUGGGACAAAGAUUCCAUGACCCACACUAGAUUUGGAAGGCUAAAUUUGGUAGACCUUGCUGGUUCAGAAAGGCAGAAAAGUUCUGGUGCAGAAGGAGAACGCUUGAAGGAAGCUGCAAAUAUCAACAAGUCAUUAUCAACUCUUGGUCUGGUGAUCAUGACUCUGGUGGAUGUUGCUCAUGGGAAACAUCGUCACAUUCCCUACAGAGAUUCUAGGCUCACUUUUCUCCUUCAGGAUUCCCUUGGUGGGAACUCAAAAACAACAAUUAUAGCAAAUGUCAGUCCAUCUAUUUGUUCUGCAAGUGAAACACUAAGCACCUUGAAGUUUGCUCAGCGUGCCAAGCUAAUUCAAAACAAUGCUAAAGUAAAUGAAGAUGCUUCAGGUGAUGUAACAACACUUCAGAGGGAAAUACAACAACUAAAGGACCAGUUGAACUUUUUGUUGAGAAAUCAAGACCUUUCAAGAUCUCUAUCAUGUUGCUUCCCAACUUUUGAGCAACCUAAUUUGAGUGAUUGUGAUGAAGAACAUAAGUCCUUUCUGAGAGGAAGAAUCCCUGAUAAUAAGGACAAUGCAAGUAUGCCCCCAGAAAAGAGAAAAUGCAUGGAAGCCACUAUAGUUGGUUCCCUUAGGCGAGAAAAAAUGGCAGAGGAUGCAGUCAGGAUGUUAGAAGCUGAAAUUGAACACAUGAAACGUUUGGUCCACCAAAGAGAUGAAGAUGCUGAAUGUACUAAAAUGAUGCUUAAGUUCCGUGAGGAUAAAAUUAAAAGACUUGAAUUAUUAGCAGAUGGGUUAGUGUCUGGAGAUGAGUAUCUCAUGGAGGAAAAUAGUGCUUUAGCUGAAGAAAUUCAGUUACUUCAAGGCAGAAUUGAUAGGAAUCCAGAACUGACUCGAUUUGCCUUGGAGAAUAUAAGACUCGUAAAUCAACUAAGAAUGUUUCAAGAUUUCUAUGAACAAGGAGAGCGCGAAAAAUUGUUAAAUGAAAUUUCAGAAUUGCGGAAACAGCUUCUGGAAACCCUUGAAGGGAACUAUGAGCCACAAGAUUUCCCUUCAAGAAAAAAUGUUCAGGAAAAUGAUACCUUAAAGGAGUUGGAAGAUUGCAGGAGGAAUCUUCGUGCUUGUCUAGAUAUCAAUGCAGGACUGACAAGGGAAGUUAAUGAAUUGCAGAAGGAACUGCAGAAAUAUUUAAGCUGUGGCAAAGCUGCAUUUCAUUCUAAUACAGAUUCCUCAUUUGGAGAUGAUGCCACAAUUAAACAAACAGAUUAUUCUUUGGUUGAAAUCAUAUCAAAUAAAUUUGAUUGUGAAGAUGAGGUUGCAUAUUAUAAUCAGGGGAAGAACGAGAUCAUACAAAAACAGAAUGACCAUAAGAUCUGUGAUCUUUCAGAAUUGCCUGAUAGUGACAACCAGAAAGAACUGAAGGAUGCAAAAUUCUUGAUUGAAGCAAUGGAAUCGGAGCGGGUCCAUCUAGUUGAAGAGCUGGAUAUUCUUCGACAGGAAAACUGCAAAUAUGCAAAACUCUUAAGGUUCAGAAAUUCCAAACAUAUGCAAUCCACUCUUGAACUUGAUACUCAUUGUGAACCAUUGGAAGGGUAUCAUGGAGACAUCUCCAUCCUGGCUCUACAAGCCAAAUUUGAUAGGAUGCAUAGGGACCUCGAGCAGGCCAGAGUAUUGAACAGGCAAUAUCAAGAUGAUCAAGCAUCACAGUUGUCUCACCUGUGUGAAGUUGAACUAGUCCGAGAGCAGGUUGAGGUGGAAACUGCUAGAACAAUUCUUCAUUUACAAGAGGAGAUUUCUACCCUUCAGCAAGAACUUCAGGAUAGAGUAUCUUUUAUGACCCAAGAAAAUACAAGAUUAAGAAACAUUAUAGCAUCUAAGGAGGAAGAAAUAAGGUCAUUGUCUGAUGAGUGGGAGAAAGCAAUUUUGGAUCUAACAAGCUUCCUUAUAGAUGGUUGCAAAUCCCUUGAAGAUGCAUCCAACCAGAUUGAAAAAAUUUCAGUUUCAUUUCCUCAAGGGAUAAUCUGUAUCAGUGAACAUGUUGAAAGAGCUGCCAGCAUCUUGAUUGAGAAAGAGAGAACAAUUAUGCAACUACAGAAGAGUCUAGAGGAGGCACAGAAAAUGGGACUGGAGAUGAGCUCAAAAUUGAGUUCCUUGAAGGGAGCGACAGUAGCUAUAACUGAAGUUCAUAGGCUAGAAAAUGUGGAAAUUUCCAAAGAAGUGUUGCAGUUAAGAACUCUAUUAAAUGAGAAUAUUUCUGUGAUACAACAGUUAGAGAGUAAACUCAAAGAAAAGGAGGAUGAGGUUGAAGCAAUGAAAUGUGCUGGUUCUGCAUCCAUAGAAGUAAAAAGGUCAUCAGGUUUUCUCGAUGGUAUUCAGAAAGAAGAUAACAAGAAGGAAUAUGAUGAAUUGGUUAAAAUAAAUCCUAACAGACUAGAUGAACAAAUAAAGCAUCCUGAGAUUGAAGACGAGUAUCCUGAGAUUGAACAAAUAAAAUAUGAGCUUGGUCAAGCAAAUGCCAGAUUAAAUGCUAUCAAAUCUGGCAUUAGGAUGCUCUUUAACAUGUGUGGAUUUUCAGAGACAGUUGGAGAGCUAGUAUGGAGUAAUAUAUUGAGUGUUGAUUCUUUUGCAACUGACUCUGAUCUCUCUCCAACUGACAUUGCUCCAAAAGACGAAAUGCAGAAAUCUUCACCAUCUAAUUUCGAUUCUGUGUACCUUGGAGAAUUAAGGGAACAUUAUUGGGAUUCACCAUCUGAAAGAGAUUUAACAUGUGUUCUUGGUGAUAGGUUGGACACAUAUCAGAAUCCUAUCAGAAACCUAUUUUGCAAUAAUGUAACCAUCUUGAGCCUGAAACAGGAAGUACAGUUGGCAAUUAAUAGCUUGCAGGAAAUAUAUCUUCAGUUGGGCAGUCUUUCUGAUUUGGAUGGAAAGACAAAUGGUUCUCUUCUAGAAGGAAGAUGUGUCCUUGAAUCACCUGCAUUUGGGAAGAGUGCAGGUGAGCUGGAGAUGGAGGAAGCCAAGGAAGGUUGUGACCACACCAGAGAGAUCUUUCGUUUCAAACUCCAUGAUGCUAAGUUAGUUGCUGAUGAGAAAAUUAAGAUGACCGGUAGCUUCCUUAGUAAAUUAGAGGAGGCACAAGCAACGAUGGAAGAGGCUGAUGCUAUGUUAAAUGCAUUGCUCAAAGCUAAUGAAAAUGAAAAGCAUGUAACCAAUAAAUGGAAGCAAGCAAAUGAAAAGUUGAUGAUGGAGAGAGCAAUCUUGAUUGAUGAAGUUAAGCAGCUUAAAACUUCUAUUCAUCUCAAGGAGGGAGAGUAUAAAUUCUUGCAAGAUCAAAUGCAUUCAGAUUUUGCAGAACUCGCAAGCUCAAUUUCUUCCCUAGAAGAAUCUUUUCUGCUUAUGCAGAGGGAUGCCGAUGAGAGGUUUGGAAUGGUGUAUUCUGACAUCUUUUCCUUGGGAAAGUACAUACUUGACUGCAUUUACAACUCAAGAUCAACACAGGAAGAUGUAUGGUCGCUGAUAAUGGAGAAAGACAUUUCUUUAUUUGUAAUGAAUCAGUGUUAUUUAGGAAAAUAUAUGGAGAAACUGUCAGGACUCAACAUGGAAGUUGACUUCCUGCAACAAAUACAUAAGGAAUGCCAUUCUGUAUUGCACAAUCCAGGUAGAGAAUGGUUGAUUACAGAAGAGGGCAUGUCUGCAACAAAAGGAAUAUUUCAUAUGAAAUGCAUAGGGGAAAAGGAUAAAUAUGCACAUCCAGAGAAGAAACUCUCUAGUCCAGGAGACAUUGUGGAUAUCGGAAUGUCCUCUGCAGUAGUUGCAAAACCAAAGGAACAGGAACUGAGUCUAAGCUAUGAUAAUCUGAUAGCUGAGAACUUGUUACUUAAGAGUGAACUGGCUCGGAAAGAUGUCCUUUUGAAAGGGUUGUUUUUUGAUCUAAGUUUGCUGCAGGAGUCAACCUCUAAUGCUAAGGACACCAAAGCUGAAACUGAACAUAUGUUUGCUUCUCUCUCUCAGGUUCAACAUGAACUAUCAUCAAAAACUAGUCAACUUAAUUACAUCUUGGUUCAACAUGAAGAACUCACAGCCCGUCUAGUUGAUUGUGAAGCUGCACUGUCUAUUUCAAAUCAUGAACUUGAGCAGGCUAAGUAUGAUCUGGAUAUGAUGUCCAAUCAAAAUGCUGAGUUGAGAGACCUCAUUGAAGAUCUCCAUCUCAAAAGAAAUGAUGCUGAAGUGCAACUUGAAGAAAAAAAUGAUGUUGUCAAAGGUUUGGAGAAAGAAAUUCUUCGUAUGGCUUCCUCGGUAGAUCAAAUGGUUAUCUCUGCCAUUGAGAACACUGAGGACGAAUUGAGGAAGGUUAUUAGUGAGAGGGAUUGCCUGCACAAAGAGGUUGUGUCUUUGAAUGAAAAGUUUGAAAUGGCAAAUGCCCUAGCUGAGGAGAAUGAGGCUAUUGCUAUUGAAGCUCGCCAGGUGUCAGAGGCAAAUAAAAUAUAUGCUGAACAGAAGGAAGAGGAAGUGAAAAUUCUUGAACGUUCUGUUGAGGAGCUUGAAAGUACUAUAAAUGUACUGGAGAAAAAGGUGUAUGAAAUGGGUGAGGAGGUAGAGAGGCAUCGCUCAUUGAGGGAUGAACUGGAGCUGGAAGUCCAGGCUUUGAGACAGAGAGUGUCAACUGUUGAAACUGCUAAAGAAAAUAUGGAAUAUUCUAAUGAUGAAAAUGAAACUGAGGAUCAAAUGUCACGGCAUGUGGAUAAAAACAUCCUGGAGCUUCAUGAAGCAAAGAAUCGGAUUAGGGUUCUUGAAAAGGAAAGAGCAGACCAGGCUGAAGAGCUAAAAAGAUGCAGAAUGUAUACCUCAGAACUGGUACUGCACUCAGAGGCCCAAGCAUCACAAUACCAGCAAAAGUACAAGAUGUUGGAGGCCAAGGUUCGGGAAUUGAAAACAGCCCCAUCAACUUUCAGUUCUGCAGCAUCAACGUUAGAAAAAAUUGAAAAAGGCUCUGCAAGGACUAGGGGUUCCAGCUCACCAUUCCGUUGUAUUGCAAGCUUGGUUCAACAAAUGAACUUGGAGAAGGAUCAGGAGUUAUCAGUGGCCAAGCUCCGAAUAGAAGAGUUAGAGGCAUUAGCUGCUAGUCGGCAGAAAGAGGUAUGUAUGCUAAAUACAAGACUUGCUGCAACAGAAAACAUGACACAUGAUGUUAUUAGGGAUUUGCUUGGAGUUAAAUUGGACAUUACCAACUAUGCAAACUUGAUAGACCAGCACCAGGUGCAAAAGUUAUUGGAGGAAGCUCACCGGCAAACAGAACAAUCUCUUGCAAAGGAGCAGGAAAUACUCAAGCUAAAGAAAUGGAUUGAUGAUUUGGUUGAGGAAAGAAAGAGCUGCAUCGAUGAAAUAAAUCAAAGGGAAUCAGAUAUACUUGCUGCACAGGUAACAAUUGAACAAGUUCGGCAACGAGAACAGUUACUCACAGCACAGAAUGAAAUGCUUAAGACAGAGAAAAUCAAUCUAAAGAGGAAGAUUGUAGAAUUGGAUGAAAUGAUAAAGAAACUUGUUGGAUCUCAGAAUAUCCAACAGCUGAAUGAACAGCUUGGAAAGGAGAGCAAUUUUCGUAGGGUUGAUAAUAAAGAGCUAAGCAAGAGGCUAGCACAUUCAGAAAAGUUUCUUUCUCGUGUGAAUGAAAGACCUAACUGGUAUGCUAAGUCUGAUUACAGGGGUCUAUGCAACAAGAAUGAAGAAUGAAGAAUGAAGGAUAUGAUAUGAAAGACAGUGGCAUCUGGCAGGAACAAGAACAAGCAUUUGAUUAAUUUGAAAUGGGAGAUCUGUACGAGGGAAAAAUUGAAGUGGAUGACCAAAGUGCGGAUAAUGGUAAAUCUUUUGAGGGAGCAAGCUACAUAGUGCAUAAGAUUCAAUUUACAAUUGAAAGAUACCAUCAAGAUAGGUUGAAACGUUGAAGCAACAAGUAUAUACCAAACCGUCUCCCAUUGUAACAGUUGUUUGUCCAUUUAAAUGGCUUGACUCUAUUUUGUAUAUGGGAGCUCUAGGCGUGACUCGUUAUCUGUCUGUCUGUCUUAAAAGUACACUUGAAUGGAAAUAUUUCAUUUCCCAUUCUAAAAAAUGCUUCUCAAUAUGCUGCCAAAUACAUGCAGAACUGGUUCUCGUCA
Molecule: messenger RNA, 7672 nt
Organism: Nelumbo nucifera (sacred lotus)
Lineage: Eukaryota; Viridiplantae; Streptophyta; Magnoliopsida; Proteales; Nelumbonaceae
Gene: POK1
Product: phragmoplast orienting kinesin 1
Biological process (GO): microtubule-based movement
Molecular function (GO): ATP binding; microtubule binding; microtubule motor activity
Source: RefSeq, a predicted model, not a curated record